Molecule: messenger RNA, 2328 nt
Organism: Yamadazyma jaroonii
Lineage: Eukaryota; Fungi; Ascomycota; Pichiomycetes; Serinales; Debaryomycetaceae
Source: the annotation of a GenBank genome assembly
AUGAUGGAUGAGAAGAAAACCAUGGGUUCAGGUACUUCCUUUACAGGCAUGUCCAAUUAUCCCUUAUCUGACACAGGGUCGAAUGGGUCAUCUUCCGGAAAUAAUGCAAAUGGUGCAGGGAGUGACCACAAAAAUUCAACUUCUUCUGAUACCCCAAAACGGCUGAAGAGAAAAAGUGCUGAGUUGGCCAGUAAGAAAACUCAUCUAAUUUAUAAUCAUAAUCAUAACGGUGAAGACUUUGAUAUGUUAGAAGAUGCUACUCAUAACACCAUAAAGACUAAUAAGACAUAUAUAUUCAAAUUAGAAGAACCAGGGUUACAGAAUAGUCCCAUAAUAAAUUCAGACAGUUCAAAACUGGCUUCUCCGUUUCACGAUAAAGAUAUAACGUCAAUGUUGAAUGUUGAUUUAAAUAAAGUAAAGAUGGUCAAUUUGCAGAAGGGAGACUUUGUAGAACCUCCUUUGGCUCCACCAAAACCUUCAUAUUCUGGUGUACCAUUGGAAUCUUUUCCUCCAACGAAAGUGAGGAAAGAUUCUCUUUGGCCGAAAUCCAAAAAGACUAAAACCAAUGAUAAAGAACCGAUAAUUAUCGAAUUUCCAGUAGAGGAAAAUGAAAAGGAAUAUAAAAUGAACCUCACUACCAAAGAAUCUUAUAAAUUAACUCAAGAUAGUAAAAUACGAACAAAUGUCAAACCAAGUAAAAAUCCUAAAUCAAAAAAUUCCACUCCAGUACUGAAGAAAUCUGUCGGUACACCAAAAGUUAAGAUAGAAAAACUUUCAGAUUCUCCAUUGAGGUCAUCUAAAAGAAUAAAAGUUAUUUCACCCAAGAAAUCCAUAACGUCAUCAAAUUUGGCCCCUACUUUGAAUAAAAAUGAAGGUGAUGUAAGUCAACUGGAUGAUGCAUCUAAUGAUGAUUUUUGUAGUGCAUGUGGGGGCUCAGGUGUUUUCAUUUGUUGUGAAACAUGUCCUAAAUCAUUUCAUUUCAUUUGUUGUGAUCCUCCAUUAGAUGAUUUACCUGAAGAUAAUUGGAGUUGUAGAGAAUGUUUAGCCAAACAACAUCCAGAAAUUACCAAAAAAUGGAAUUCUAUUGGUUUGUUUGGUCAAUUGUUAAAUCAAACUGAGUCAAUGAACCCCUUUGAAUUCCAAUUACCUAAAAAAUUAAGAGAUAAUACAUUCAUGAAAGUGUCAACUGAUGCUCAUGGUCAGUAUGAUGAUGGAACUUUAAAACCAGAAUUGAGUUAUUCAAAAUUGAAUGGUUCACAAAUCCCAGGUUUUAAUUAUAACCAUUCAUUGGAAGUUGAUUCUCUUUAUGAUAAAUCAGGUAAACCUUAUUUAUGUCAUAAUUGUGGGUUAUCAGGAUUAGAAAAUCGUUUCAUAGUUCAUUGUGAUUAUUGUUCUCUAGUAUGGCAUAUGGAUUGUUUAACAGAACCCUGUUAUAAAUCCAAGACUAUCGGUUCAAAAUGGAGAUGUCCUAAUCAUAUUGAGAAUUUGAUACCGAUAAAUAUCUUUGGUAAGAGAAACUUAAAAGACAGUCCUAUUUUGGAUGUUUCGUUGCACAAUAACUUCUUGAAGAUUCUCCACAAUUCUAAUUUCUUAAUUAAAUACAGGGACCAACCAUUUUUUAAAACUGAUAGUGAUAAAUUCCCAACACUACAAGAAUACCUUCAAUAUGAAAUGGAAGAUUUCAAAAGAUUCGAUCCAUCCUAUUCCAAAAGUAUUUUCAAUCCCGAAGGUGUGAAUACCUUAGAUAAUAACGAUGAUAUUCAUGAAAAUUUUAAGGUUCCAGAUUUCUUUAAUAAUAAUUAUUCCAUUCCUAAUAGUAUAAUCGGUAAACCUAAUUCAAAAUUGAAGAAAAUUAUUACAAUGACAGAUGAAAGUGAUCCAUUUAAUGUCAAUGAUGAAGAGAAUAUUAAGAAUAAUAAGGUAAAUUCUUUCAUUUAUAGAGUUCCUGAAGAACUGAUAUUAUUGGAUUUCAUAACUAAGGUCAAGAAACCCAAUAAACCAAAUAGAAGAAUGCAACAAAAGUUCAAUAAGGAAGCCAAAGAAGAUAUUUUGAAGACUAUUGAAUAUUACGAAAAUGAAAAAGAUAAAGAAGUUGAAGUUGAAAGUGAGUUUAUUGAAAAUUCUGAAUAUUUCAAAGAUAAUGCUAAGAAUGGGAAAGAUAAUUCUAAAUUGGAAUAUUUAGUUACUGCAGCUUUAAACGGCGAAGCAGCCAAUGAGACAAAUGAAGACUCAACAAAUGAAGAUUUAACAAAUGAAGAAAUACUAAGUAUCAAAAAGUUAAUGAAAAUUAAAGGUAAAAAUGCCUUGUUAGAAUUUUUGAAAUCAUAG